UGUUCCAUUCUGAGUCCGUGCAGAUCUUAGUGUACUUUAUUGUAUUGUUUCAUGCCAGCUAUCAAUAUUCUUGAAUAGUCAAAAGCGUUAUAAGUUUUCUUAUUGCCUACCUGUGAGAACAGACACAUAGGGAGUGACAGUCUUUCCACAUUUUAUAAUAUAUAAUUAUGCAGAGACCUACAUCCUCACCUAUACAUGAUGAUGUAGAUGAUGAUCUUCAUUAAAUAUGUGAAGUAUAUUGCUUACUGCAAUGCAGUUGGAUUUCCUUUUGGCCAUAUUUCUUUAGUGCAGCCACUGAUUAUAUAUUAACAUUUGCAGCCAUUAACUACUAACUGUAAAACACAUCCAUCCAUAGUCAGGACUGCACUAUUUCCUGCCUCCCCCUGCUAAUUGAGCAGGCCAAGGUCGAGAGGAGAAUGGCUGAGUAGUGGGACUGGGGGAUGCAAGACAUGCUUACAGUGCACUUCCUCUUUAUGCCCGUCAUGCUAAGACGCUCAGUGUUGGCCAUCCAUCUUACUGACAAGAUCGCCCCACGCUAUGAAGUGGGAGCAGAUAUCAUUCAAAACCAGGCCAGUCCCUUACUGGGCAUUUGGCAGCAUUGGGAAGUGUACAUGUUUUUUAGAUGUGGGCAGAGACGAAGUAAAGCUACAUAACAUGCUUGAGGCCAUAAAAUGUGUCCCUGUUGUCCCAGUUUUAUAAGUGAAAAUGGGAGAUUUUUAUUUGCAAAGGGAAGCUGUCAUUGUUAUGCCCAUUUAUACUGGAUACAGAUUUGAAUAGAGGAGUGGUGAUUUUUUGGUUGUUUUUUUUUUGCAGAACUUUUAUGCAGAAACUAUAGAGCCUACAAGUCUGUGAAAUUAGCCCCAUCUAAUGGAUAAAAGUGAGAUUGUUGCCUAACACCAGUCAAACUUUAUACAGCAAGGGUAGUUGGCAAGGCUAAGUAAGUGUUAUAUGCCAGCUUUAAAAAUGUGUACAAGUCUUAAGCCACACCUCAUCUGCUUUAUAUUUUGAAAAUUGAUAGUUGCUGCAGUGAAGCUAUUUGAUAUGACCACACAUAACAUUAACAAUCACUUGUUCCCAUAUUCAUAAACAGCUGCUUUUUUCUAAAUUAACCAGUAAUAUAUAGUGAUGUUUUUUUUUUAAAGUCCAUCACUAGCUCUUACGUUAGAUUGUUAAAGAAGAGUUUGCUCUGUUGCUUAUUUACUUAUUCAUUUGUUUAUUUGGUAUUUUAGUUUAGUUCUGAUGAUGCAAUUAGUAAAAAUCAUUUUGAAGCUGAUGCUCCAGCCAUUAAUGGAAAACUAGUUCAAAUACCUUCAUUCAUUCAACAUCUAAACUAUCUGGACUCAUCUCCUCCUGCAUAGAAGAUAUUAAAAACAUAUAUAUAUAGACUAAGACAUGCGCCAAUUUAAUGCAAAAAGUACUCUAUGCUGAGUUGGAAAAUUGAUAUUGUGCAGUUAGCUUCACAGUUUGUAUGUAUCAUACAAAUAAAAAUUGUUGACAUUAAAAAGUGUAUGAAAAUGUAUCAUCUGUGGUGGAGAGAACACUUACCAAACUUAAUCAGAAUCUGUAGUUCAUUUCCUAACAGGUAUCAGUGUCAGUGAAAAAAAAUACUGUUUCUAAAGAUUCAUAUAUAACAAUAAAAAAAAAUAUUUUCCAGCUACUGAGCAGUAAUGCAGAUACAACUUCAAAGUUGUAUCUUUUAAUUAUUUCAAAUUUGCAUGCACUAGAACAGGAGAAUCGAUGCUGAACCCAAAUGCACACAAUGCAUGCAAAUCUGCCUUAUUGCAUCACAAAGGACCUUCCCCUGUCAUUCCUUCACAGUUAUUUUGGAGUAAACAAAGGGUGUGUUAAAAUCCAUCCAGAUGCAUACGUGGCUCCAUGUGAGCAUUGGUCACACAACCAAACUAAAGCUCUGCUGGUACACUAGGUGUCAGUGAGUCAUGGCGAUCUUUAAACGCGUGUUGUUUAUCUCAUCUUUGAUGCCGCUGGUAUUGAGCUACCCUUUCUACCCACCAACAUGCUAUACUAAGGUGCUGAGCAUGGCCCGGGACCUCACCCAGUGGGCAGCAGAUUUGAAAAGGGACCCAGAGACUAGUUACUGCAUGGCACGCAUGCCAAAUCUCUACAUUGAUGUUCAUAAUGGUUGUGUGAUGUACAAAAUGAGCACCUACCUCCAAAUGGUGGAGAGCCUGCGACAGCGCCGCUGUGCUUACACCAGAGACGUAAGGAAGCUGGGUGUCACUAUGCGACAGCUCUUCAUCAUCAUGUCAGAGAGAUGCCACGGGGACUUGGUGUUCACAGGCUUUGACUGCUCUGCCCUGGAGCGCUGACAUCCUGGAUGGUGAAAUAUUUCAAGCUGCUCACCAAGAACGUUGAUAGAGAGACAGCCAGAGUCUCAGUGGACAUUCUUUAUUUCUUCAAGUAAUGACAGUAUUGUAAAAAAUAAAAACUGGAAGACACGAGUCUGAGAUCACCUGAGUAAACCAUAUUGUGAUUCUGAUGUUAUAAGCAUGUAUUCUCUUUGUAAUAACAUUUAUUACCAACCAGAUGAUAAAGCAAAAUAUUUUACAGAAUAAGAUGUAUUAUUUUUUUAAUAAUUACACAGGCCUCUUAUAGAAUGAAUACAGUCACAUUUUUGGUUGAUAGACAGUUGUUUGAAUAAUUAUGCAAAAAAACAACAACAAAGAAACAACUUUUAAUGCAGACUAAUGAGUUAAACCCCUAUGGAAGCAAAUUAAAACUGAGCCUUCUGAGUACCUUUGAUCUGCCAAAUGUGAUAAAGACAGCAUUCAUUAUAUUUCUUCCAGGGUUUUUUCACACACAGGUUGCCAGAUAACCAUAUUGCAUAGUGCAUAGUGGAGGUCAUACUGACUGUAUUAGGGCAGCGCUUAAGUAACAGUAACAGACAAGUAAAAGAUCUGUCAGCCAAGACACUUCUAUCUUGCUUUUGUCAUCUUUAAAAACAUCUGUAAUAGCCACAAACAAGCUACUAAAUGGACACUGAGGUGUGACUGUUCUGCUUUUAUAUGUUCUCAAUGUGUAAAAUGGACUUUGCAGCAC
Molecule: messenger RNA, 3057 nt
Organism: Oreochromis niloticus (Nile tilapia)
Lineage: Eukaryota; Metazoa; Chordata; Actinopteri; Cichliformes; Cichlidae
Gene: cytl1
Product: cytokine like 1
Exons: 4
Coding region: 1938-2327 (129 amino acids)
Biological process (GO): positive regulation of transcription by RNA polymerase II
Source: RefSeq, a predicted model, not a curated record